AUAACUAUUCGAACUUCAAGUGCUUUUAGGAUGGGGGUGGGGGUCCUCUGUGAUGUAACUGUGCUUAAAAAUGGCGAAGGAGUUUUGCCUUUUAAGGGGCUGUAUGGGGAUAUUCGUCCAAGUACGCAAGGUCCAUGUGUCUGCAGUUGUUGCAUCUGAAGCUGGGCAGAGGCUGAAGAAGUUUGACAUUUACCGAUGGAACCCAGAUAAACCUGAGGAGAAACCUCAGAUGCAGCAGUACUCUGUAGAUCUGAACACAUGUGGGCCCAUGAUUUUGGAUGCACUUAUUAAAAUAAAGAAUGAAGUGGAUCCUACGCUUACUUUCCGGCGUUCAUGUCGAGAGGGUAUCUGUGGUUCAUGUGCUAUGAACAUUGGUGGUGUAAACACACUGGCUUGCAUCAGCAAAAUAGACACCAAUCUUAGCAAGUCUAGCAAGAUCUACCCAUUGCCACAUAUGUAUGUUAUAAAGGACCUGGUUCCUGACAUGAAUAACUUCUAUACCCAGUAUCAUUCUAUCCAGCCAUGGCUUCAGCGCAAGGAUGAAAAAAAGACUGGAAAUCGGCAGUACCUCCAAUCAAUUGAUGACCGCAAGAAACUGGAUGGUCUGUACGAAUGCAUCCUCUGUGCAUGCUGUAGUACAUCAUGCCCAUCCUACUGGUGGAAUGGAGAUAAAUAUCUAGGACCAGCUGUUCUCAUGCAGGCUUAUCGGUGGAUCAUUGACUCGCGUGAUGAAGCAACAGAAGCGAGGCUUGGCAAACUGAAAGAUCCAUUUUCUGUAUACCGUUGCCACACAAUUAUGAACUGCACCCGAACUUGUCCGAAGGGUUUGAAUCCUGGAAAAGCUAUUGCUGAAAUCAAAAAACUUCUAUCAGGAAUUGCAAAGAAGGAUGCUCCAGAUUUAAAUACAGCUGCUUUGCAGAAUUAACUGCAUACUUCUUCAUUGUAAUGCAAUCAUACCUUCAUAUUUAUUCAUUACAAUGAAGUAAGAAAGUGUAGAACAGUACCUGGAUAAUAAACUGAUGUGCACAUUUGUCUUGAUAGAUAUGUACUUCUAAACAGAGUAGUUUCGUGUGAACAUAAAAGGGUAUAAUAAGCACUUGUUGCAUUGAAUCUUGAUCUAGAAAUAUUCUGUAAUUAAUAAAAUGUUUUGUAGAGAUUAGA
Molecule: messenger RNA, 1161 nt
Organism: Zootermopsis nevadensis
Lineage: Eukaryota; Metazoa; Arthropoda; Insecta; Blattodea; Termopsidae
Product: succinate dehydrogenase [ubiquinone] iron-sulfur subunit, mitochondrial
Biological process (GO): aerobic respiration; tricarboxylic acid cycle; respiratory electron transport chain
Cellular component (GO): mitochondrial membrane
Molecular function (GO): oxidoreductase activity; electron transfer activity; 2 iron, 2 sulfur cluster binding
Source: RefSeq, a predicted model, not a curated record